AUGAAAGAAGAAAAAGUCGGGCACUAUAUAAACUCUCGUCUCCCACAUCAAUACAUCACUCAGUCGAUCACCUCUGUAGAUCCUGGUCCAUCCCAGCGAUAUACACCACCAACGAUGAAGGCCUUUGUAGUGUGUGCUCUUCUCAGCCUCGUAGCCGCCGACAGGCGCCCAAGCAACGGUUAUGGAGCUCCUCCAGCUCCUCCAAGCAACGGCUAUGGAGCUCCUCCAAGCAAUUCCUAUGGCCCACCUAGGAACUCCUACGGAGUAGAUCCUCUUGCUGAAUUGGCACAAAACAUUCCUGGAGGCGGAGUUCCAGGAGAAGACUACCCUAUUUUGGCCUCCGUCCCUGAUACUCGUUUCUCCUGCGAUGCUCAGAAUGUCCCUGGUUAUUAUGCCGACACUGAUCGUCAGGCUGGCUGCCAGGUCUUCCACAUCUGCCAGGACAGGCCCAAUGGACGCCGUCAGCAGGACUCCUUCCUCUGCCCCAACGGCACCAUCUUCAACCAACAGUACCUCGUCUGUGACUGGUGGUUCAACUUCGACUGCGCUGACGCUGAAGACUUCUACUCAGUCAACGAGCAGAUUGGCGUCGUUGCCUACGAUCCUUAUGGCAGAAGUCAAAACGGUAAUGGCAAUGGCAACGGUAACAAUGGCUACGGUUCAAAUGGAAAUGGAAAUGGCAAAAGAAACGGUAACAAAAAUGGUAAUGGUUCUAAUGGCAAUGGUUAUGGAGCCCCACCCGCUCCUAUCAAUGGAUACGGAGCCCCUCCAUCACUUUCAAACUCCUAUGGAGCUCCAUUCUAAAUUAGGCAAAUGAUCAUUUUCAUUAACUCAACCCACGAACCUUUCAUUAGUGCUUGAUGCGAAACUUCGACCAUUCAACCUUAUCAAGAUGAAUGUAUAUUUUUGUAUAAUAAAUAAAAAUGAAUAAGGAAUAACAUAUAA
This is a messenger RNA of Macrobrachium nipponense, 945 nucleotides long. Its product is annotated as pro-resilin-like. Gene Ontology annotation, molecular function: chitin binding. Lineage: Eukaryota; Metazoa; Arthropoda; Malacostraca; Decapoda; Palaemonidae. The coding region runs from base 1 to 804 and encodes 267 amino acids. The record is from RefSeq and is a predicted model, not a curated record. Gene Ontology annotation, cellular component: extracellular region. The transcript has 2 exons.